GGAACACAACACUGGGCCAGCACUGGUGUGCUGCUGUGGUCGCUAUGGCAACCAAACAAAACUAUUUGCGUUCUAUGUUCUGGCUUUUAUUAGGAAAAACUUAGCAUGUCCCUUUUCAAGGUACGUGAAUGGUGGUCAACACAUUGCGGCUCUGAUGAAAAUUUCGACACCAGUUGCCUUUGUAUUGGGAAUGCUGAUAACAACCCCGCAAAAACAAAUCAAAUCCUUGUGGGCAGCCAUUCCGGAGUUCUACGUGUAUACCAGCCCUCUUGCAACAUGGAAGAAGAUGGAACGUUUGAGGGCUACAAGCCAGAUCACUUGCUUCUAGAAUGCCAGAUGUCUCAGGCAGUUUUGCAAGUUUCUUUAGGGAAGUUUGUAUCUGGCUCUGACAAGGUGUACAUUGCUCUCCUUCACCCUCGGAAACUGUCCGUAUACAGCAUAACAGGGAAUGCUGGAGAUGCCGAGCCCGGUACGCAGUACCACCUGAGCUUGAUGUAUGAGCACAAUCUCCAAUAUAGUUCCUUUUCUCUUGUCAAAGGUACCUUUGGUGGUGUAAAAGACCGAGAGUUUGUAUGUGUGCAAAGCGUGGAUGGUGCCCUGUCAUUUUUCGAGCAAGGGAGUUUUGCAUUCACAAGGUUUCUGCCUGAGUUCCUACUGCCAGGGCCCUUUGCAUAUGUUUCGAAGACAGACUCCUUUGUUACUGUGAAUACUGCUUUUCAUUUUGAGAGCUACAGAUUUCAAACACUUGCUGUUGCCACGGAGGCUGCUAAGAGGCCAGCAGAUGAUGCUGAUGUUAUUCCGAAAGGCAAGCGCAUUGUUGCUGAUUGGUCUGUUUCUAUUGGGGAAGAAGCCAUGGACAUAACAGUGGCAGAUUUUUCUAAUGCUCCAACACUUAUUUUAGUUCUUGGAGAAAGAACAUUAUUUGCAUUUAAGCCAAGUGGAGAGCUCCAUUUUUUAAAGAUGCUGGAUUAUUCAAGUGCUUGUCUGUUCCCAUAUCCUAGUGCGAACGAAGGGAGCAUAAUGCUUUUGAUGGCCACGCAAAGGAGCACACUGCUCGUUUAUCAGGACACCACCUUGAAAUGGGCAGCACAGCUGACCUUUGCUCCGGUUGCUGUGGCCAGGGCUACCAUCCAGAGCAUUGAGGGAGCAGUUGUUGCUCUGUCAGACGAAGGUCAGCUCCAGUGCUGCUAUUUGGGGACCGAUCCUUCGCUUUUUGUUGCACAAGCUCCGGAGAGCCGUGAUUUUUCGUUCAGAGAAACGGAAGAAGAGUUGAAGACUCUUGAAAAGCUCAUCAAGUCAGCUACAGAAAGUUUCCCUGGUUCCAAAAAGGCUGAGGGUGAACUGAAAAUUAAAGUCAUUACAAGUACAGUAUCUGAGGAGCCUUGUUUGGAUGAUGGUGUUUAUAGCGAUGAUGGUGAUACUCUUGUUCCUUCUGUUAUAGUAAAGGUUCAUCUUGAAACAUCAACACCUCUGCAUGAUGUUCACGUAGUGGUUCAAGUUGCAAGACCUCUUGUUGCUUUGAAUGGAGACUUUACAUUGAGCAGCCUUCUUGAUUACCAUCAGAUGGCCUUCACAGUGAAACAAGCUGGAGAUGCACUGCCUUCUUCGUUGGAGCUGAAAGUGGUUGCUGUGUACCAGAGUAAGGGGGGAGCCUCAAAAGUGGCACAGGCAUCCUUGCAUUUGCCCCUAACUCUGGUUGCUCAACCAUGUAUGGCUGAGAAGACAUCUGAGCACAAACUAACCAUUGAGACCAAUAAGCCAGCUGUGCCAUCUAAUGAACUUUUUUCAGAUUUUGUGUCUGAUAUAAAUUCACAGACUGUUGGAAUGCAGUUCUUGCAUGGACCCCAAGUGAGCAUAUUAGUGUCUCGAUCUUCCCAGAAGUACAGAAUUCAGAGUGACAGCUUUGCUGCACUUUGGCUUCCAACUAUGGAGCUUAUACGACGUUUGCAUCAGUAUUACAAGCGCUCCGUUAACGGGGAAGCCUUGAAGUACAGCUUCAGCUCAAACCUGCCAUUACAAGAAUAUUUUGACAUCAUUGACAAGUAUUUUGAGGUCAGACAAAGGGGAAUGGAACUCGAGGAACACUUAGGACAAAGGGCAGCACAGUUUAGGGUGGUUCAGAAGUGUGUUCUCACAAAGCUCAAGGAUAAAACUCCAACUCCUCUAAACAAUUUUGACUCUCUACUGGAAGUCACUCAGCGAGAGCUCCUGUCAUUAGCCAAUCAGCAAAUGGAAGCAUGCAAGGCACAUGAAAAUGUCAUCUCCAUGCUCAGCUCUGCGAGUCAACUGAUACUUUUGUUACUCAAACUCAAAGUGCAGAUGAAUUCUGCCGAUUUCAAGAUCUUCCAAGCUGCAUUUUCGGUUGAUUUAAAUUCAUCUAUUAAAGAGGGCUGGGAGGAGAAACUGGAGGCUGCAUUAUGCCACCUACUUCAGACAGGGCUGAGAAACCUUGAUGAAGAGCCACCUCCAGUUCCCACAGAGCUUGUUCCUCUAAAGGAUGUGGCUAGGCUGAAAACAUUGAUUGCUGUCACCUUUGAACGACUGCUGGAUGGUGCCCAGCUCUCUUUGGAUCUGCCAAAGAGAACCACAGCUGUAAAACAAGCAGAGGAUGGUGAACAAGAUGGCUCUGACACACGAGAAGAAAUGUUUGAGCUGAGUGGUACUGCUCUCUUAUCACCUGUGCCAGGACCUUCUACAAGUAAAUCAGCCAAGCAGGACUCAGAAUUAGAACGUUGGAUGGCUGAGUCGCAGGAGUCAGGUGAUCCUGGAAAUGAUUUGUCACCCUGAGAUCCCUCAACAUGUGUACUAUAGAGCAUUGCUAUCUUGCUAUAGGAGAGGGCUUGGACUGAGUUCUGCAUUGUCAUUCAACUUAUGCAUGCGCGGAGAAUAGGUCUUAUAGGCUAUUUUCUUACACUUUUGGGGAAAUUUACGUCUAAAAUAUUAUUAUAGUCGGUGUCAUAGGCGUGCGCAGGAUUUUUCAUUAGGGGGGGCAAGGUUUCCCCAAAGCGCCCCCCCC
Messenger RNA from Ixodes scapularis (black-legged tick), 3016 nucleotides. RefSeq names its product protein PTHB1 (gene BBS9). The record is from RefSeq and is a predicted model, not a curated record. Bases 106 to 2787 code for a protein of 893 amino acids. NCBI's taxonomy places the organism in Eukaryota, Metazoa, Arthropoda, Arachnida, Ixodida, Ixodidae. Gene Ontology annotation, cellular component: BBSome; membrane. The transcript has 22 exons. Gene Ontology annotation, biological process: cilium assembly.